CUGGAGCCCCGCGGCUGCCGUGGAGGGGUCUGGGGGAGGAAGAGGAGGAGGAGAGAGCGCUGCGACCUCCGCAGCCCGGGACAGGCCGCGCCCCCCUCCGCCGCCGCCGCCUUCGCCCCCUCUCUCCCGCCGCCGCCUCCUCCUCCGGGGCCGCCAUGGUGUCCGUCACGAUGGCCACCUCGGAGUGGAUCCAGUUCUUCAAGGAGGCCGGCAUCCCCCCCGGGCCCGCCGUCAACUACGCCGUCAUGUUCGUGGACAACAGGAUUCAGAAGAACAUGCUGAUGGACUUGAACAAGGAGAUCCUGAACGAACUGGGCGUCACUGUGGUCGGGGAUAUCAUCGCCAUUCUCAAGCAUGCCAAAGUCGUUUAUAGGCAGGAAAUGUGCAAGGCAGCCACGGAGUCGGUCGCCUCCAGUCAAGCCACCGUGCAGCCCGAGCUCCGCAGGAACGCCGCCAGCGCCGCCAGCAGGAUGAUCGCCAACAGCCUCAGCCGAGACUCCCCGCCUUCCACUCCCGUCCGGAGGCCGGACAGCAGCGCUUCGAAGAUCUCCGUCACGGUGUCCAACAAACUGGCUGUGAAGAAUGCCAAGACAGCUCUGUGCAGCACAGCAGACGAGACUCCCGCUGCAGCCCCAGUGAAGCGCCGGCGGGUCACGGCCGAGAUGGAAGGGAAGUACAUCGUCCACAUGCCCAAAGGCACCACGCCCAGGACCAAGAAGAUCCUGGAGCAGCAGGCGGCCAAAGGUUUGCCGAGGACCUCCGUGUUUGACCGACUGGGUGCCGAGACCAAUGCGGACACGACCACAGGAGCGAAGCCCACAGGGGUCUUCAGCCGGCUGGGGGACAUGCAGGAGGCGGCAGAGGACAAAGCGGCCGAGAGCGAGGAGGACGACAGCUCCGUCCUGCCGUAUGCCGGGGUGCUGAAGAAAUCCUUCCGGCCUCCCGCCCCCAAGGAGGAGGGCGCCCCGGCCGGGGUGACCGUCAAGGCCAAGGCCACCAGCUCCAAGUCCCAGCCGCCCCCGGCGGGCAAGAGCCCGGCCAGCUCGGGGGGCCCCCGGAAGGAGAAGGCGCUCGAGUCGCCCUCCCGCGGCCAGGUGGCCCGGCGGCUGGGCAAGCGGUCCCUGCCCGGGGACCCCCAGGACAGCAGCGUCACCAGCUCCCGGAGCCGGCCGGAGCCCGACCUGCAGGUCACCAUCCAGAGGACGCUGGGCAGCGCCAAGGUAAGCAGCACCUCGGAAGGCCACAGCGCCCAGAUGGACAACACGGGGACGGUCAGCGUCUUUAAGCGGCUGGGCAGAAGGACAGUGGUGUGACGGACGCCUCGGGGCACAACACCUGCCUCUCCACUCUUUCUUCACGAUCAUGCGUGGGGGGGGGGCCCUGCCUGGAGGAGGAGAGGAGACCGCUUGGACCUGGUGUUUGUUUUUUAAACUCCUCCCCCCCCCCUUAACACAAAAACGGUUUCCAGCACUGGCCCCGGGCAGGUGAGUCGGUGUGUUUCUGUGAAGCUCCAGGUCAAUUGUCCCAGCUGCUCUGCGCCUGCCCCUUCCACGUGCAGAGUUGGGGGGGGGGUCCCUUGUGCAUCUGAGUGAUCACCCCCCCGGCAGGUGUGAGGACCUGGGAGAGACCUGCCCAUCCUUCGUGGCGGCUCCGGACUGCACUGAAACGCCCCCCCUUUCUCUGUGUCUGUUCUUCCCCUCUGCAGGUCCUUGCACUUUCCUAGGAUGUAGUCUCUUGAGAGGG
Messenger RNA from Gekko japonicus, 1743 nucleotides. RefSeq names its product chromosome unknown open reading frame, human C19orf47. NCBI's taxonomy places the organism in Eukaryota, Metazoa, Chordata, Lepidosauria, Squamata, Gekkonidae. Gene Ontology annotation, cellular component: nucleus. The transcript has 8 exons. The coding region runs from base 156 to 1313 and encodes 385 amino acids. The record is from RefSeq and is a predicted model, not a curated record.